Molecule: messenger RNA, 2719 nt
Organism: Pristis pectinata (smalltooth sawfish)
Lineage: Eukaryota; Metazoa; Chordata; Chondrichthyes; Rhinopristiformes; Pristidae
Exons: 4
Coding region: 66-1031 (321 amino acids)
Molecular function (GO): serine hydrolase activity
Source: RefSeq, a predicted model, not a curated record
GUUGCUUCCAAACUGGGAAGUCAGCAACAAAGUGAACUCCACCGGAUUACUUCCAACUUCCAUACAUGGAUUUCAGUGGCAGACACAGUUAUAGUUUCUCAUCCAUCGAUAGAGAAAACAAGCAGGCUGGUGUCUCUCUCCCUUCUCUCUCUCUUCUUCUGACUUCUUCAACAACGUCAUUACGUCCUUUAUCUUCUAUUGACCUGGCUGAUUUAAUGUCAAUACCUGAAUGUGCUGCUCAGUCCUUUGUGAUGAACAGGCUGUCAAAUACCAUCACACUGUACCGAAACAAUGGCAAGUACCUCACUGGUGGUCCCAGGCCUCUGCUCCUCAUGCUUCCCUGGUUAGGAGCCAAGCCUCAUGCUAUAGAACGGUACCGGCAGACUUACUACCCAUAUGGCUUUGAUAUCCUGGACGUGGAAACCAGCAUCCUACAUUUCCUCUGGCCACGUUGUGGCUUGUCAUACGCAUUGCAGGUGGUAGACCUGCUCCAAAGGGAGCCCUUCGCCUCCUGCCCCAUCAUCAUUCAUGCAUUCUCCAUUGGAGGCUUCCUGUUUGCCAAAAUGAUUACGGCUUCAAGAAAUAUUCCUUGGCACUCGAGCUUCAAGGCCAGGGUUAUAGGCCAAAUCUUCGACAGCCUGGUAAUAGGAAAUGCAGACAGAAUGGCAAAAGGUGUUUCACAGAUGUUGGCUCCCCCAUUCCUCCAGCCGAUUCUCAAAAGGAUCACACUUUUCUGGCUCUUAAGAGGUUAUAUCACCAGCUACCACAAAACUGCAAUCAAGUCAUUUUGGGAUCAUAUGUGCCCUGCACCCAUUUUGGUAUUCUCCAGCAAGAAUGACCCACUGAGUGACUCCAUGGAAUUGGAAGCUUUGCUGCAGAGUUGGCGGAAGAAAGGUAUUCCUGUAACUGAGAAAAGCUGGGAUAUAUCCCGUCAUGCUGGGCACUUACGGCAGCAUCCUCAGGAAUAUCAAAACACCCUGAAAAACUUCCUUAAUUCACUUGGCCCCUUCUGUUUACCUUCCAGAUUGUGAGGGAGAGUGAAAGAGCCAGGGAGCCCAGGGUCUUGCUGAUCUGCACAACACUAUAUUAGUCACAUGUAUAUCGAAACAUACAGUGAAAUGCAUCUUUUUCUGCGUAGAGUGUUCUGGGGCAGCCCGUAAGUGUCACCACGCUUCUGGCGCCUAGUUUAUCCUGGUAUCCCAUCAGACUUUCAAACAGCAACUAUACUCAGAUGCAAUCUCCAAAAUGAUUCACCUUUAUGACCAAAGCAAGUUUGAUUCCACUCAGUAGAUUCUUCUGUGAUUACCAACUUCCAAGGUGUUGCAGGAUAAAUUUCAUUAUUCCCUUAUGUAUGCAUGGUUUCUGUCACAUGUUUAAGCACGUCUGAACAACUCUAUUUCAAAGCAUUUAAUCAUGAUUAAUGCAGAAGAGACUAUGGGCUCCACAUCAAGGAUUACUUGAAUCACAUGAUGCCUGGGAGAAAACAUUAAAAAUAUCAGACAAGGAUGAAAAUAAGAUGAUAUAGAUUGAUUUUUCACAUAUUUGACUUAGUUAAAGAGUUCUGAACUUAUUCUGAAGCUUCCGUUGAAGAGUAAUCAGCUCAUUUCUGGCUGCCCUGUUGGAUGUAUUAGUAAAUCUCCAAUGGCCUUGAUCCUAUUCUGUCAGGGAAAUAGCACGUCUUUCAGCUGUGUUUGCCCUAACAGGCGAAUGAAGUUACAGUGCCAUUUCAGGGUAAACACCAGUCUUAGGUGUUAUUGCAUUUUACUUGAAGCACAUUACAGUGCCAUGUAUGGAAGAAUGCCUUCUUUGAUGCUAAUGCAGAGUGAAUAAACAUUGAACAGUACAGCACAGGAACAGGCCCAUCAGUCCACAAUGUAUAUGCCAAACACAAUGCUGAAUUAAACUAAAUCUCUUUUACCGAUACAUGAUCCAUAUCCAUUCAUUCCCUGCCUAUUCAGGUGUCUAACAGCCUCUUAAAUGCCACUAUCAUUUCUGCUUCCACCACUCCCCCAGGCAGUCCGUUCCAGGCACCUACCACUUUGUAAAGAAACUUGCCCCGCACAUCUCCUUUACACUGCACCCCACCCACCCCCCCCCCAUUUUUUUAAUGGAUAUCCUCUAGUACUUGACAUUUCUACCCUGGGAAUAUUUGGAAUUUUCUGUCCAACAGGAUUGUGGAGGUUUGUUUGCUGAGUGCGUUCAGGACAGAGAACAAUGAUUAAUCUGUUGCUUUCAAUGUACCAUGUGUGAUAAGCAAAGAUUUGCACUUAAGUAGGAUGUUUCACAACCUCAGGAUGUCCCAGGGCACCUUAUAAAACGUCAAUAUACUUUUAAAGUCUCAUCACUGUUGCAAAAUGGGAAACUUUGCAGUCAAUUUGUGCACAGUAAGAUUCUGCAAAUAGCAAUGAGACAAAUUACCAAAUAAUCUCUUUUUUUUAGUGAUUUUGGAAAGGGAAUGGGAAGGGAAGUAUUGGCUAGGAAUUCCCCUGCUCUUUAUUUAAUAAUCCCAUAGCAUCUUCUAUGCUGACUUAAAAGGAUGCAAUGUAAAACCCUCUCAGUUCUUUAUCAAAGGGUUAAGUUAGAUCAUGUCACAAAAAACAGAACCCUAGAAGAACUCAGUGGGUCAAGCAGCAUCAGUGGAGGCAGAAGGUGUAAAUUGAUGUUUCUGGUCAAGACCCUGCCUCAGGUCUGAGAUGGAAGAGGAAUGACUGCUGGUAUA